Etheostoma cragini (Arkansas darter) is the source of this 1175-nucleotide messenger RNA. It is a transcript of the gene cfdp1, whose product is annotated as craniofacial development protein 1. The record is from RefSeq and is a predicted model, not a curated record. Bases 321 to 1175 code for a protein of 284 amino acids. Lineage: Eukaryota; Metazoa; Chordata; Actinopteri; Perciformes; Percidae. The transcript has 6 exons.
GCUUAUGAACCUUUGAGCUUGCCGUCGCCGCCACAGGACGUCCUUAUUGCAAAAAGAACAACAAGGCUAGUACACCGUUUUAUACAUUUCGCACGCUGGAUUAGAUUUUAUUUAUUACUGAAUUAAAAAAGCAACAUUUCAGCUAUAUUUUUGUUAGUAAGGAGGCGUUUGAAGCCAGCUGGGGAACCGUUUGUAGCUAAUGUUGUGAGGGCAGUAAGUAAGCUAACGUUGGUAAGAAACACACAGGCGGCGGCGGCGGCGCCUUGUAGCGUUAGCCCUGUUCAUUUUCCCCUCUAAUGGUCUGAAGGCUUACCUCCAAAAUGAUGAACUACUCCGACUACGACUCUGACGGAUAUUCGUCUAAUGAGGAUGCAGACUACGUCCCGUCAGAUGAUAACCUCAGCGAGGACGACAUCAAUGAGUGUGAAAAGGAAGAGCCUCUCCAUGAGGGCGACGAUGUGCCGCACCCUGACAACGGCAGCAAGAAGAAGAGGAAGAAAAAGGACAUCAGUGUGAGAAAGAGGAAGAAAGGAGUUCUGAAAGUGGACGGGGAAGAGAAGGACGGCGGUGGAGCGGACGAAGCGCAGCCGGCGCAGGACGAGGUGCAACAACAAGUCCCCGGGGGACGGCAGGAGGACGACGACAGCCAGAAGAAGAAAUCCGAUGACCUGUGGGCGAGUUUCCUGUCUGACGUUGGAUCCAGACCCAAAGACCCCCCACCCGCCUCGCAGUCCAGCACCACGCCGAAGGAUGAUUCCUCAGUAGUGAAGGUUGCUCCUUUGAGUUCAGAAACAAAAGCCUCAGAGCCUGCUAAAGUCACCAUCACACAAGUGUUUGACUUCGCUGGAGAAGAAGUUAGGGUGGAAAAAGUGGUUUCAGCAGACUCCAGGGAAGCUAAGAGUUAUCUGAAGAGCCAGAACACCCAACAGGAGGGAUGUGGAGACGAGACGGAGAAGGCCUCAACACCCCAACAACCACCACCUCCUGGCCCCAGGUACGCAUCAACUCUGCACAGAACAUUCACACCCUACUCCGACACAUUCAAGUUAGGAUUUGAAUGUUGUGUUGGCCAUCAGGUGUUGCCGCAAAGCAGCUCCACGAGCCUUCUGCUCUACUUAACUCAAGCCAACUGUCAUCCUCUGUCUGGAACAGUGACAGGAAGCCAUCACUCGUGA